GAAUCUUGUUUAUUUUCUUUCUCUUUCUCUUCAAGAAUCAUAAUGUGUUUACACCAUUCCAUAGCAAAAGAUCCUAGUAGUUUGGCUAACUUGAAGCAAGUCAAAAAUACUCACUUACAUUUGGAUUGGACUAUCUCUUUUGAUAAAAAGAAUAUCUCUGGUCACGUUAUUUUGGAUCUGCAUACUUUGGAAGAUAACGUUGACAAGGUUAUUUUGGACUCUAGUUAUUUGGAUAUUCAACGUGUUUCUUUGAACGAACAAGAUCUUACCUAUACUAUUAGUGAACGUCACCCUUGUCUUGGUUCUGCCCUUACUAUUCAACUUGCUCAACCUAUUGUCACUGCUGGUACAAAGUUCCAAUUGAAGAUUGACUAUAAUACUACUGAUAAAUGUACUGCUAUUCAAUUCUUGGAACCUGAACAAACUGUUGGCAAGAAACAACCUUACUUGUUCUCUCAAUGUCAAGCCAUUCAUGCUCGUGCUUUCUGUCCUUGUCAAGAUUCUCCUGCUAUCAAAUUAACUUAUUCUGCUUCUGUCACGUCUCCUUUACCUGUAAUCAUGUCUGCUCUCAAGACAGGGGAAGUUCAAGGUACCAAUGGAUUAACUACCUAUGGAUUUGAACAACGUACUUCCAUUCCUAGUUAUUUGAUCGCCAUUGCUGCUGGUAACUUGGUAUCUCGUGAAAUUGGUCCUCGUAGUUCCGUUUGGUGUGAACCUGAAGUCAUAGAACAAGCUGCUUGGGAAUUUAACGGUACUGAAGAAUUUAUCCGUACUGGUGAAGAUUUGUUAACACCUUAUGAAUGGGGACGUUAUGAUUUAUUGAUCUUACCUCCUUCUUUCCCUUAUGGUGGUAUGGAAAAUCCUUGCUUGACCUUUGUGACACCAACAUUAUUAGCAGGUGAUAGAAGUGCAGUCGAUGUAGUGGCUCAUGAAAUCGCUCAUAGUUGGAUGGGUAAUUUGGUUACUACUCACAACUGGGAACACUUUUGGUUGAAUGAAGGUCAUACUGUUUUCAUCGAACGUAAGAUUACUGGUCGACUUCAUGGUGAAGCUGAACGUCAAUUCAGUGCUAUUAUCGGAUGGAAGGCAUUGAAAGAAAGUGUGGAAUUAUUUGGCACUGAUUCCCCUGCAACUGUUUUGAAACCUGAUUUGAGUAGUGGUAUUGAUCCUGAUGAUUAUUUCUCUAGUGUACCCUAUGAAAAGGGUUUCAACUUGCUGUAUCAUAUUGAAAAAGUCGUCGGGGGUGGUGAUAUCUUUGAACCCUUUUUGAAGUCUUAUGUCGGAAAGUUUGCUGGUCAAUCUAUUACAACAGAACAGUGGAAGGAUUAUUUGUAUGAAUACUUUGAAAAGAAUCAUGGACAAACUUUAGUGGAUAAACUCAAUACUAUUGAUUGGAACACCUGGAUUAAUGGUCCUGGUAUGCCUCCUGUGGAUCCUGAAUUUGAUACUACUCUUGCCAAACAAUGUUAUGAUCUUGCUGAUCGAUGGGAUAAGGCUCGUGACAAUACUGAUCUCUCUGGUUUCACUGCGUCUGAUGUUGAAUCAUUCUCUGCUGGACAAAAAAUUGUAUUCUUGGAAAGACUUACCGAUUGUGCUCCUUUGCCUCAUGCUUUGAUUCGAAAGAUGGAUGAACUUUACCAAUUGACAAAGAUUCGCAACGCUGACAUCCGAUUCCGCUGGCAAAACCUUUGUGUGGUGACCAGUUAUGAACCUAUCUACCCUGAAGUAGUUGAAUUUAUCACUGAACAAGGUCGCAUGAAGUUUGUCCGUCCAUUGUACCGUCUGUUACACGAAGCCAAGAAUGGAAAACAACUUGCUAUUGAUACUUUCUUGAAACACAAGGACUUCUAUCAUCCUAUUGCUGCUACUUUGAUUGAAAAGGAUAUUGGACUCAAGCAAUAGAUUAUAUUAGUUUAGUUUAGGUUUUCACGGUAACAUCUCUUGUCUUUUUUUUUUCAUGUUGUUUAUAUUUGUAGAAAUAAAAUUUGGAUUACGUCAAUGUCUUCAUCACUCUCUUCCUCAAUAUAUCUUGAUUUGUUAGUAUUUUUUUGUUAGUG
This is a messenger RNA of Halteromyces radiatus, 2057 nucleotides long. Its product is annotated as peptidase family M1-domain-containing protein. Gene Ontology annotation, biological process: proteolysis. Bases 43 to 1902 code for a protein of 619 amino acids. The record is from RefSeq and is a predicted model, not a curated record. Gene Ontology annotation, cellular component: cytosol. The transcript is spliced from 10 exons. Gene Ontology annotation, molecular function: zinc ion binding; metallopeptidase activity; aminopeptidase activity. NCBI's taxonomy places the organism in Eukaryota, Fungi, Mucoromycota, Mucoromycetes, Mucorales, Cunninghamellaceae.